Molecule: messenger RNA, 1821 nt
Organism: Geodia barretti
Lineage: Eukaryota; Metazoa; Porifera; Demospongiae; Tetractinellida; Geodiidae
Source: the annotation of a GenBank genome assembly
AUGGAGUCGCUGAAGCGACCAUUACUCAGUGACGGCCCACUAGCCACCAUAGCCGAAGUCGAGGUGGAGAGGAGCACAACAGUGGAAAGAAAAACAUCCACCACUAGUCUCCCAGAGACUAACGGUAGUGAGAAUGCUAUCACCGGUGAGCCAGGGAAGGAAGAGAGAGGGGACAGAAGUAGAUCGACUUGGGGAGGAAGGGAGUCACGUCCAAGGCCCUCUCAAAAGAAACCCAAGAGAGUCACAGACCUUGCAUCACAGGGGAGAAGACGGGAAUUAGACUACCCACAACCACUGAGAAACUACAACAUCCACGAACAAGGGUAUGGACUGGAGCCUCCGUACCGUCUUCGUACGAGUUCAGAGGUCAACUCCGCCCCCAGUACUAGAACUUCGUCCUUCUCUGAAGGUGGCUUGGAGGAAAAUGGGAACCUGGAUGAGGAAGAGGGAGUGAUAGAUGGUGGGGGCUCCAUUGAUGGCAGAAAUGAUUUCGUCGACGUGGGGCUGGACACAACACUCGAGGGAAUGUCCACUACAAAGGAACUCACUCGUUGCAAGAAAACUGUCCUCGUGUUUUAUCUGAAUUUCCUAAAACUGAUAGGGUGGAGGAGAUGGAGGGGACCAAGGCAAGACCUGGACACCCCUCUCUAUACCAAUGUCCUCAACUUUCUCUAUCCUUCCUUCAUCUUCUUCCUCAUGGUUGCGGCCUGUGUCACACAGACCCUCACCUGCUUUUACCGAGAUGAGGUUCGCUAUGGUCCAGUUAAUGAGAGAGGUAUUCUAGUCAUCAGCUGCAAAGAGCACAUUCUGACACGUUCUGUCAUAGCCGAUGCUCUCCUACUGGCUGCCUAUCUUUUCGGAGUCUAUUUCUUCAGAUACAAAGAGCCAGAGCACCUCUCAGCUCUCAUGGAGAGAGUUUAUCUCAGCUUCAAUUUCAAGCACCGGGUCAGCCCACAGGGAAGACUUACAUUCACACUCAGGAUGAUUCUAAGUCUGUCGGCUGUGUGGGUGCUACUAUCAUUUGCUGGCAAUAUUCUGAGACUGUUUAGUCUUAGCCUCUUGAAAAAUUCAACAUACCUCGCUCUCAUCAGUACAAUUCCAGCCACUAACGCAACGGCAACAAAUAUGACAGUCACGAUGAAACGUGGUCUGAUUGAUAACAUAACUCGUUACACUCUUGUCAUCUACUCCAUCGUUGGAUUCGUGAUGUUUGACAUGCUAUACAUGGCCGUGGUGGUGAGCUACGUCUCACACGCACAGCUCCUACUCACCUACAUCAAUUCCGUCAUCGACAAAGUUCAGACAAAAGCCUAUGACCUAGGAAAGGCCAUAAGAGACAUGAGCCAGAUUUACGAAUCGUUGAAGGUUUUGAAUGCAACUCUCUCUCACCUGACCUCAGUCUGUCUGUUUAUAUUCAUCACCACCUCCAUAUCAUCUCUGGUGGGGCUGGGCAGCAUCAAUGCUGAUCAAGCCACGGGGCGUGAUCGUAAGAUACACAUAUCAGUUGGAGUUAUCAACUUUGUACAGUGGACACUGCUGGCCUUAGCCCCCGUCACACAAGCUUCCAGACUCACAUCGACCUGUCGCAGACUACGGAGACUGGGCCUGGAGAUUGGCGCCAGACCCUUCAGUUACCACGACACUCCGCAGCUGGUCCUGGACUCCUUCCUACAGUACACCAACGCCACUAGAUACACCGCCAAGCUGGCAGGCGUGCCUAUCUACCCAAAAGCUGUCGUUGGAUUUUUAUUUGUGUUUGGUAUAGUAGCCACAUGGGCCCUGGUCAAGUUCAACCCUUUUAGUUUCGCUUCAUGGUUUUAA